AUGCCAUCCCAACCUCUCUCUACAUUUUCUCCACCUUUCCCCUCCCCUUCAUGUCUCCCAUUGAACAAGUUUUCCUAUGCUACGGUCUCCAGUGAGCACAUUGCGCCCAUUCCGUGGAUUCAUCUCUCAAGCAAGAGUGGUCUGUUUGCAAUCUUCGAAGCAAGCCCAACUCAACUGGAAAAUGGCCAACUUGAAAAUCGCCAGAAGCUUAAGGUCUUGAGAGAUCCUGAGGUCAUGGAAGAUAUCGACCUUCAUCUGUUGUCUUUGGAAGCUCAUCGUUCUAUGGAUAUCACCUCCAAAUCCCCCAACGAAGCCCAAGUCACCAUCAUGGUCAAACUGCCCAAUAUUGCCAUCAAGUAUCCAAUGACCAACGGACAGAUCAGAAGAUUCCAGAUGCGUUUCGCUUCCAACGAGUACUUUUAUGACGCCAUGAAACUCCUCUCCCGUGCCAAUGUCCCUGCUGUCGAAGCUGGUUCGCUCCCCCAGAAUAAGCCACGCCAGCCUGUUCAGAUUCAGGCACCUACCAAUAUUCUUCCUGAGGACUCGGCUUCACAAAUUGGCGGUUUCCACCCGUUACCGCAGUCAUAUGGAAUGAGUGCCGAUCUUGGUUCCGACGUCAAUAGAGCGACGCAUUCAAUGCUCAUAUCAGGGGGCUCUGCUAUUGCCACUGCUCGCAAUAUGCCGCCGCCAAUCUUGCGUCCAAGCAUUCACCCUCUUGGUCAACCGCCCACCAUGAAAGAUUCUACCAACUUCACCGUUGGAAAUCAUUCCACUCUAUCCAUGACCACGGGUACUACCCUUGUUCCAGGCAUUCAUACAUUCCAAGCUCUACCGCCUGAUGCCACCGCACAACACAGAAUCAUCGCAACACGUCCGGAGGUGAAGAUCAUUGUCCCGUCUCCAAGCCAACCUAAUGAACAUGAUACGCAUCGGCAUGAGAGGGAUGACUUGAAAGGCCCAACGUCCGGUCUCCUAUUGCCUCCAAGGCGCGAGCUUCCCUUCAUCAAAGCAAAAUCCGCGACUAAUACAAAGUCUUCACACAUACCUACGCUCGCAACUAGCAGAGCCGACGAGCCAUGCACAACUAGUACCAUAGAAAAUGAUCAAUCAUCCCACACUGCCAGAGGCAGACCCAAACGCGCGGCCAUCAAAACACCGGCCAAGCCACCAGCAGCAAAGAAGCCCCGGGCGACUACUACCCGCAAAAAACCUGCACCAAAAAAGGCUUCCAAAAAGGAGACUCCUGUCCCGUCUGUGGAGGACCUGCUCAAUCGGUCAGAGCCAAGUCGCUGGACGCGUUCACGCAGUUUACUGGCGACACAAAAGCAAUUACCAGAGCAGAGGACUCAACAACAGGGUGAUGUGCAAGUGGAGGAUAUUACACGAGGAGAUCAGGUUUCUCAAAUUUUACCACCACGCGACAGGGACGAACAACGUGCACAGCCCGAGAUAGAGGAGACACCGGUAGACACGAGAGACACUUAUCCCUGUACCCCAGCCGAUCAGAUCAUUCAAACUCACACGCCGAGGCUCCCUACAGCACCAUCCGGUUCAAGUUCACCAGAGAAACAGAUACACCUACAAGAGGAGCAGGGCCAGAACACCCCAUUUGGGCUGCUCGCCACCAUCAGUUAUGGAAGCUCUCGUCAAAAAUCGCCAUCCGUGCCCCAUGGAGCGACAAAUGUGGAAAAUCAGCUGGUCCCAGGCUCAGAUUCCACUAGUACCAAUGCCAACCUCGCAGCCUGGGCGGCCUUGCCACCUGAGAUCCGCAAUCCUGUUUUGAGAGAUUUUGUGUGUGAAUCGAUAAUGCAACCAGGUUUCAUUGACCUGUGCAAAGAGCUGGAAAACAUGUGGGAAACUACACUUUUGGAACCUCGAUUGAGGAAGUGA
Molecule: messenger RNA, 1890 nt
Organism: Exophiala bonariae
Lineage: Eukaryota; Fungi; Ascomycota; Eurotiomycetes; Chaetothyriales; Herpotrichiellaceae
Exons: 3
Coding region: 1-1890 (629 amino acids)
Biological process (GO): reciprocal meiotic recombination
Source: RefSeq, a predicted model, not a curated record